Messenger RNA from Sciurus carolinensis (gray squirrel), 3207 nucleotides. It is a transcript of the gene Zbtb49, whose product is annotated as zinc finger and BTB domain containing 49. The record is from RefSeq and is a predicted model, not a curated record. Gene Ontology annotation, molecular function: DNA-binding transcription factor activity, RNA polymerase II-specific; protein binding; RNA polymerase II cis-regulatory region sequence-specific DNA binding. The transcript is spliced from 8 exons. The coding region runs from base 510 to 2798 and encodes 762 amino acids. NCBI's taxonomy places the organism in Eukaryota, Metazoa, Chordata, Mammalia, Rodentia, Sciuridae. Gene Ontology annotation, biological process: regulation of transcription by RNA polymerase II. Gene Ontology annotation, cellular component: nucleus.
ACCGGAAGCUGGGCGGCCGGCGGCGAGGGGGCGUGAUUGGGAAGGUCCGGCGGCGCCUGCAGCCCGGCCGGGGCGCUGAGGGCCUGGGCGGCAGGUGAAGAGGCGGCCGCGGGGCGGGGAGCGGCCUCCGAGGGUAAGGUGCCGCCGGCCUCAAGAAGGCGACUGGGACCCGCGCAGGCGGAGCGGCCCGGCGGGAGGCCGGGGCCCCCGAGCGCUUGGGCGCGCCGCCUCGGCGUCGGGGCCUGAGAGGGUGGACUCGGGCAGGCGGCCCAGCGCGACUCGAGCACGCCCGCUCCGCGCCCGCAGUGCCCGGCACCGCAGGCCGCUUCGGCACCCCGCGGGCCCGGGCCUGCGAGCCCGCCCCGUCCUGGCUGCCGGCCCCGCCCGGGUGCCGCCCUCACUUCCCGUCCCGUCCACGCCGAGGUUGGGGAGGUGCCUCAGACCACGGAGCUCACCGCCUGCCUCGGCCUCGCCGUUUUGCAUCUGUAAAACGGGUCUCAUGGUUUAGCAUGGACGCUGUUGCUGUCCACAGCUGCCAUCUCCUGCAACAACUGCAUGAGCAGCGCAUUCAGGGCCUGCUUUGCGACUGCAUGCUGGUGGUGAGAGGGGUCUGCUUCAAAGCACACAAGAACGUUCUGGCCGCCUUCAGCCAGUAUUUCAGGAGCCUCUUUCAGAAUUCUUCAAGCCAGAAGAAUGAUGUUUUUCACUUGGAUGUCAAAAAUAUCAGCGGCAUAGGGCAGAUCCUGGACUUCAUGUACACUUCUCACCUAGAUUUGAACCCAGACAAUAUACAAGUAAUGCUGGACACAGCACAGUGUUUGCAAGUUCAGAAUGUUCUGGAUCUGUGCCACACAUUUUUAAAAUCAGCCUCUGAACAGCCCCCUGGCAUGCCUUGUGACAGUGCAUUCUCCCUGCAAAGCACUCUGACCCCGGAUGCCACCUGUGUUAUGAAUGAAAACUACCCUCCUCACUUGCUGCAAGAGUGUUCCGCAGGGGCCCAGCAGGCGAAAGUUCUGGAUGAACCGCAUCCUCAUGCUCCGUCAGUCAGUCUACAUCAUUCCACAGGUGAAAUGGCCAAACAACCCCCCAGUGCUUUAGGCAGCAGCUGCACAGAGCUCCCUUGCAAACAGCCAAGCUACUAUUAUAAACUCAGAGACUUCUACAGUAAGCAGUGCUGUAAACAAGCCGCUUGUCCCAACCAUGAGCGAGGGACAGAGCAGCCUUUUGCCUUCACUUCCUCUGCAGAGCUCACUGUGGUGGAAAGCCAGUCUUGUGCUGUCAGUCAUUCUGAGUGUCUCCUGGAGUCCUCCGAGCACUUGCCUUCAGCCUUCCUGGCCCACCCGCCCACUGACUCCACCCCAGACCCUGAGUCAGAUGGCCCCUGCCAACAACCUACCAAACAGAUGAGGCUCAAAAAGGCUAUUCACCUGAAGAAACUCAAUUUCUUGAAGUCCCAGAAAUCAGCAGAGCAGGCAUCUAAACCCAAGUUGGAUUAUGGUUUAACAAAGAGGACAGAAUCUGCCAGUGAAAAUAUGGUAGAGGAAGCUGGCAGCCGAAGUACUGAAGAAAAAGAAAGUGAAGAACUCAAUUCCGAGAAUUUUAAUUGUGUUAGUGCAGUGGAGCUAUCCGAAGCCCCUGCCCCACUGGAAGACCAGUCCCAGAGUCUUCAUUCACAGAGACAGUACGCAUGUGAAUUGUGCGGGAAACCUUUUAAACACCCAAGCAAUCUGGAGCUGCACAAACGGUCUCAUACAGGUGAGAAACCUUUUGAAUGUAACAUAUGUGGGAAACAUUUCUCUCAGGCAGGCAACUUGCAGACUCACUUACGCAGGCACUCUGGUGAAAAACCCUACAUCUGCGAGAUCUGUGGAAAGAGGUUUGCAGCCUCCGGUGAUGUCCAGCGUCACAUUAUCAUUCACUCAGGAGAAAAGCCACACCUGUGCGACACCUGUGGCCGAGGGUUCAGCAACUUCAGUAACUUGAAGGAGCACAAAAAGACGCACACGGCCGACCAAGUCUUCACCUGCGACCAGUGUGGGAAGUCCUUCAACAUGCAGAGGAAGCUGGUGAAGCACAGGGUCCGGCACACGGGGGAGCGGCCCUACAGCUGCUCUGCCUGCGGGAAGUGCUUUGGGGGCUCGGGCGACCUGCGCAGGCACGUCCGCACGCACACUGGGGAGAAGCCCUACACGUGUGAGGUCUGCAGCAAGUGCUUCACGCGCUCGGCCGUGCUGCGGCGGCACAAGAAGAUGCACUGCCGGGCGGAUGCCCAGAGCCCGGGCGUGCUGGAGGAGCUCAGUCGCGCCAUGGAGACCUCGGACCUGGAGAAGUCUCAGGGCCCCGACUCCUUCUCCCAGGACGUGUCAGUCACACUGAUGCCCGUGUCGGUCAAGCUCCCUGUCCCCCCAGUGGAAAACGCCACCACAGAAUUUGACAGCCACCCGACCGGCUCCUAUUGUAAGUUACGCUCCAUGAUUCCCCCUCAGGGUGCCAGUGACCAGGAGAAACUGAGCUUGGAUGCGGCUAAGCUGACCAAGCCCCAGGGGCCACAGGCCCAGCCCCAGGCCUACGCCUACCCAGACAUGGGCAGCCCGCCCAGCAGCGAGCCCCUGCAGGCCGAGGGCACGGCCAUGGUCCGCUCCUCUCUGGCUGCUUUGGACAAUCACUGCGCUGAUCCCCUGGGCGGCCGUGCGUCUUCCACGGCUUACAGGAACUCAGAGGGACAGUUCUUCUCCAGCAUGACUCUCUGGGGACUGGCGAUGAAGACACUGCAGAAUGAAAAUGAGUUGGACCAGUGACCCCAGGUCAGCACCUCUUGCCCCGGCGAGAUUUUCUCAGUGUGGCCACCUGGUCUCGAGGCCACGGUCCUCCCAUCCUCCUGCACCUGGUCCCUGCCUCCCACCUGAGAAUAUUCAGAUGGGUCCCCUCCUGACAGUGGCAGGUGACCUGCUGACCCCCCUGGAGGCGGGCCUGGGAGUGGGGCUCCCAGAGCCCAGGGCAGGAGAGGCCAUCUCGUCCCUUCAGCCAGUGAGGGAGCGCAUGCUUCUUGUCAACUACUGCACACUUCGUGUCAAAGGAAAAAUCUAUGUAUGAUAAUACAAACGUUAUUUUUGCAUUUUUACAAGAUUGAAAUUUUUAGCAUCUUGUAUUUUUAUUUACAGAUUCUAUUUGUAUAUGAAACAUAAUUUAAUUUGAAUAAACAACUCG